CGCAGCAACCUCAGGCAUCGAUACUGAGCCAGGAUGUUGUCCUCUACAACUACCACCUCCCUCCCCUCCUCCUCCUCCUCACCCCUUCCAACCCCCCACACAGUGACCUCUGACCACCGCCGUGUUGCCAUGGAAACUUACUGGAGGGAAGUGCAGAGCAUUGAGGAGGAGAAGGAGGAAGAAGAUGAAGAAGAAGACGAGAGGAAGAGUAUGGACGGUAAGUCAAACCUACAGCAGAGUGAGACGUCGUCUUUCUGUCUGACCUCUACCUGUCUUUGUUUAUCUGCAGAGGUGGAGCUGGAGGAGGCGUGGCUGACGGAGGCGGGAUUAUCCUCGCUGGUGACGGGCUCAUCCGAGGAGGAGACGCCACCGCCGGCAGAGGCCCUGCUGUCCACACUGACACGGCAACAAGCCGCCACAGUGAGGAGGAGGCUGGACAACUACAACGAGACACUGAAGAAGAGAAACAGGCAGCCAAUCAGAGACGUCCGGGACGUCUUCACUCAGCCUGAAGAUGACUCAGCAGGCAGGUGCCCCUCCCCUCGUUCUCACUGCCCCGAGUCGCCACCGAGUCGAUACCACACCACCACCAAAACCAUCCGCCGAGCCACCCACAGAGUUCGACCAACUCUUCCCACGUUUGUUUUUGAGGAUCAGCUACCUGAACAUCCAUCAUCCCCCACAAACACACACACGCCGAUACAGACUGAUUCGCCGCCACUCACCCCUUCCCCUCCUCAUACACCCCCGCUGCCCGUCAGUCAGUCGAGACGAGCUGAUUGGCUGCUGAGGGACUCUCCGUACUCAGAAGGAGUGGCAGAGCACAAACAGGGUGGGACUUGUUGGGACUGCGUGUGUUUCCAUGGAAAUGACAUCAGUGACGUGCCGUUCGUACCUGCCUCUCCCUCUCAGGGUCUCACUCGGGCAGAGGACCUGUCAUCAUGUGACCUCACCCGGCUUGGCUUCAUUUCUCACAUCGAGCUCUCCACCUUCCUGCUCUCACUGGGCGCCCAAACCAAACGCACCCGCCCGCCACGCUGCCGGACCCGAGACAGUGGUGUGUUCGGUGUUCCACUGAACUCGCUGUUAGAGAACGACAGAAAGAAGUUUCCUGGAGUCAAAGUUCCUGUCGUCUUCCAGAAGCUGUUGUGUAUUUUAGAGCAGACCGGCCUGCAGACUGAAGGGAUUCUCAGAGUUCCAGGAUCAGCUGCUAGACUGAAGUAUCUGCGUAGAGAGAUAGACAGGUGUGGUGGGGCCUUCGACUGGUCUGGGGUCAGACAGGUGGACGCUGCAGGCCUGCUGAAGCUUUUCAUCAGAGAGCUGCCGACACCUCUGCUGACACACACACACCUGUCCACCUACCGCUCCGUGCUGGGUGUCUCGUCUGUGGUCCAUCAGGUUCAGGCUCUGCAGCUGCUGUCGUUGUUGCUUCCAGAGGCCAACAGAGACGCACUCAGAGCCCUGCUGGUCUUCCUGCGUAAGGUUGUCUCUCAUCAGGAACAGAACCUGAUGUCCCUGUGGAACGUCUCCAUGGUAAUGGCGCCUAACCUGUUCUCCUUCCAUCACCGUGGCAGCAAGCUGUCCAUCAUCAAGCGACGGGAGGAAAUGGAGGAGGCAGUGGGCGGAGCUCACCUGGUCCGGCUAAUGAUCACACACCAGGACCUGCUGUGGACCGUCCCAAACUUCCUGCUGUCUCAGGUGAGACAGAUGAACCAGGCGUCCAAUCAGAAACAGUUCGACCUGGCGAGGGCAAAGAGACGACUGCUGAGGAGGAAGAAUGACAAGAACGACAAAAACCAGAUCACGGAGCUGUGUGAAGGUGUGAUCAGAGUUCACGCCCCCCAAAACACCAAGGUUUCCACGGCAAUACAACUUGACGGACAAACUAAAGCCAAAGACAUCAUCGCCCGCUUUGAGUGUGAGAACAGUCCUGUUCAGAGUCUGUAUGAAGUUGGAGGAAACAUCUGUGAGCGUCGUCUCCAUCCAGACUGUCUUCUGUUGGAUGUUUACAGAGUCAAUCCUCACUGUGAAUGGCUCAUCAAACCCUAACAGUCUAACACCUGUCUCACCUCUUCUCCCCAAACUGGUUCCAACCUGUCUCACCACAUCUUACACUUUGUCACGUCUCCCAACUUGUCUUACCUCCUGUCUGAGCUGUUCCACAGGUUUCCUCCUGUCUCACCACCUGCCCAGUCUUUCUCACCAGUCUUACAGUCUGCCUUAACACCUCACCUGUAAAAUCAAACAGCAGCUGACACAUGACAUCACAGCAGUGACAUCACAGCAGCAACACCAUCAUUCGUCAAAUGGA
Molecule: messenger RNA, 2311 nt
Organism: Toxotes jaculatrix (banded archerfish)
Lineage: Eukaryota; Metazoa; Chordata; Actinopteri; Toxotidae
Gene: arhgap28
Product: Rho GTPase activating protein 28
Exons: 14
Coding region: 34-2049 (671 amino acids)
Biological process (GO): regulation of actin filament polymerization; signal transduction; negative regulation of stress fiber assembly
Cellular component (GO): cytoplasm
Molecular function (GO): GTPase activator activity
Source: RefSeq, a predicted model, not a curated record